Molecule: messenger RNA, 1759 nt
Organism: Ochlerotatus camptorhynchus
Lineage: Eukaryota; Metazoa; Arthropoda; Insecta; Diptera; Culicidae
Product: E3 ubiquitin-protein ligase RNF185-like
Exons: 3
Coding region: 342-1079 (245 amino acids)
Biological process (GO): ubiquitin-dependent protein catabolic process
Cellular component (GO): endoplasmic reticulum
Molecular function (GO): metal ion binding; ubiquitin protein ligase activity; ubiquitin-like protein conjugating enzyme binding
Source: RefSeq, a predicted model, not a curated record
AUUGAGCAGUAGCCAGUACUGGUGCUAGAAGCGAGGCGUAGUUUGAUUUAUUCGGGCGUAUUUCUAUGUCUUGUAAAUUCUGUCCAUAAACAGAGGAAAAUUUUCCAACCAUCCAUCCAAUUGCCUACCCUGAGGAGAGUUGGUAAACAGAGUGAGUUUUUUUUUUAUAUUGUGCGACUCAAGUGUACGCGUGACUAGGUGUUGUUUUAUUUCUGUAAAGUGAAAAUUGUGUGAAGUGUGGUGGUUUCUGAAUUUCACAAGUUUUAAGUUUUAUGUUGCACUGAUCCAGUUCUGCAAGGCGCUUCGAGAAGAAUUCGUCGACGAUAAUCAACACAGCAACAAUGGCAUCGACCGUCGAAAGCACUCCACAUGCAUCGGCGCCCAGUUUGGAAGAUCUGAACUCCGCAUCGACCUCGCAUGGCACCGGCGCCGGAAGUUUGUACUCGGAAAUCUCGUCGAGUUCCCGCGCUCGCAGCAGCAGCAGCAGCAUCCCUGAUGCUUCGAAGGAAGCGGGCUCCGCAGAACAGGAAUCAGAAUCCAGCAAUAGCAGUAGCAGUAGUAGCGGCAAAUCCAAAAUCAAUCUCGAAGACGACGGGGAGGAGAAGAAGGAUGACUCGGUGUUCGAGUGCAACAUCUGCCUGGACACGGCCAAGGACGCCGUCGUCAGCAUGUGCGGUCAUCUGUUCUGCUGGCCGUGCAUACACCAGUGGAUGAACGGCUACCGGAAUACGUGCCCGGUGUGCAAAUCGUCGAUCAGUAAGGAGAAAGUCAUUCCACUGUAUGGCCGGGGUGGAAGCAAGGAGGAUCCCAGAAAAACAGUCCCACCGCGGCCAGCCGGGCAACGUACCGAGCCGGAACAGCCGCAGGGAUUCCAGGGCUUCACCGGUGACGGCGGGUUCCACAUGUCGUUUGGCAUCGGGGCGUUCCCCUUUGGAUUCUUCACAUCGACGCUCAACUUUGGCGACUUCCGGGGCAAUCCUCCGCACGAGAACACCCGGGAGUACGACGAGGAUCAGUUUCUGUCGCAGAUUUUCCUCUACGUGGCGCUCAUCUUCAUGGCCUGGCUGGUGCUGGCCUAAUGCGUAGUCAUAUUCGUCGUAAGUAGGUACAGAGGGAAAAAUACGAAACGGAACUGCGGGAAGGGUUCGUACGUGGGGUGUCGAUUUGUGAUAAUAAAUGUUAAUCCUUUUUACAUGCUUGGAAGUUUGGUAGCGCGGAAUUGCGAGACAGCUAAAAUUUGCUGUCGUUGAAAAUGUAGGCUCGAAGGCGUAGCAUCUCGGCAUGGGUGAAGGCAAUUUGGUGUGGAAAAAAAAUAAUGGCAUCACGAAAUUCCCCCUUAACUUGCAAUUACACCUGUAAUUCUUGUAGAACAAAAAAAAACGACCGAUAUCUGAUUGGUAUUAGCGCAUUAGUCUUUCAUAUAAGUAGUAACCCAUCUACCGACCUUUUGUUUCAAAACAAAACGGUUGAUUUUAUUUGCUUUAUAUACGUUUUCCGUUUUUACACACGUUAUAUUUUAAUCUGUUAGAGGAUCACGACAGCCUAAUAUUACCCAAAAUGGUGAGAGAAGUGGUAAUUUUUCAACAGUUUCGUUGAGUCAUUGAGUUCCGGCUGAUUGAAGGCUUGGGAAAAUUCAACGAGGUACAGCAGUUGGAGGGAAGUGUUGUAACGAGUUUGUGUAAUUUAUUUGAAGCCAUUUGUAGGCGAUUUAUAUUUACCGUAUUAAGGAGAACAAUAAAAUGCAAUCAAUAUUUGAAAA